UUUUUUUUAGGGAGUUAACUGUAGCCGUGAGUUGAAGUUUUGGUAAUAAUUAUGAGUUUUUACACUUUUAAUUCUGUUUAGAACCUUUUUUUCUGUAAAUCUUUCCUUUGAUUUACCUUGAUUACUUUUGUUUAUGUGAAUAUAGUGACAAUAAUAAAGCUCCAGCAAAGUGGAUUAACCUUUAUUGACCAUCAUUUUGUUGAUUGGAUGUAAUAUGUUAAAAGAUGGACAACAAUAUUCAAGACAUUUGUCGGGUUUGUCGAUCAGAAGGGUCUACAGACAAGCCUCUGUACCAUCCGUGUAGAUGUACUGGAAGUGUAAAAUAUAUUCAUAAAGACUGCUUAGUACAAUGGUUGAAGUACAGCGAAAAGGAGUAUUGUGAGUUAUGCAACUACAGGUUCUCAUUCACAACAAGUCGUAGUUCACGGAUCAUCUCAUCUUAUAAAGUUUUUGAAACUGACUGUCCCAUUGGAACAAUUAAAAGGAAACCAAGUUUACCAUUAACCUCAACCACACGAAAUUUGGCCAAACAAUCAGAUAACGCAGUGCUAGAUAUUGAAUCAUCAUCAUCUGGAGAUGACGAGAAAACAUUUAAAAAUGGAAUAUUUCGUCUGAGAAGAUCAGCAACAGCUGAAAGGCUAGAUAAUAGUUUUACUUAUGAAGGUAAAUCGAUAGGAAGAUUUGAACCACCCAUGACCAAUCAAACACCUCAAGACUCAUCUGAAGAUGCUGAUUGUGAAGAGGAAGAAGAUGAUUACGGUGACGAUGAUCUAGAUGAUUUUCCAUUGCCACCACCACCAGAGACAUUAACAUCAAGUUUAAGCUGUUUAAGUCUUGACUCACUUCCGCCUCCACCGUCGGAAUUUUUAGAUAACUCUGAUGACUUCAAAAUAACAGACAAAACUGAAUCUACUCAAAGUCUUAGAAGAUUUUCAAAUGCUAAACCAAUUUCGCCGGUUGUGCCUCCAAAUCUCGACUACUUAAACGAUAAUUUAUUUGAAUAUUUGACUCGGAAUAAUGGUAAUAAAAGAAACAGUUGCACCAGUACAAGCACUAGUACUGACAGUACUACUAGUAGUAAUAUCAAUAGCAACUCUAGCCGAGUUUCAACCAGCAACUCAAAUCAUUAUCAAACGACGCUUAAACGUGAUUCCAUGAAUCGUAUCACAGGUUCUACACUACCAUCGCCAAUGCAUAACCAAAGUCCAUCACCAGUCUCUAUCACUACGAUAGCACAACAACGCUUACAAUCACAACAUUCUUACUCUGACCAAUUAUACCCUGAAUCACCCAAACCAAAUGACUCCAAAAAUGAAGCAAAUAAGGAACCAAUUUAUCAACAAAUUCCUGCUCAUUUCGUAUCUAAUCAAAUUUCAUCUUCAACAAAUGUAACUUGUCGACAACCAAAUUCACAGCAUUAUCAAUAUCCUCAAAUGCAACAACAUCAACAAUUACUAGGUCAUUCAAAUGCAAAUAUUUGUCAACCAUCAAACCAUGCUGAAUCUAUUGAUGGGCCAAUCUAUCAAGAAGUGCCAAAAACCGUGGCUCAAAAUGUUAAUUAUGGAAAUAAUAGCAAUAAUAAUAAUAACAGAGAGUCACUUUCUCAACGAUCAUCUAAUGGAUUGAAUUUAUCUUUUAACAACAAUUCAUCUCCAGUCAUAAUCUCAACCAAUACGAUGAGCCCCGGAUCACGGCCAUCCUCAAUUGUUUCUACUCCUACUAACAAUUGUAAAACAUCGACAUUCAACAAAGUCGAAAUAGCUGCCAGUUUCAAUUAUCCCCCUCCAAUGUCCCAAAGAAACCCUAUGAAAGGUCCUUUACCACCUCCACCAGAGAUAUUUCUUAGAGAUAUCCAUCGAGUUAUGGAUAAAAAAUGGAAAGUAGCUCAACAGUUGUCAGUUGACACAAAUCAGACUAUCGACCAAUUAAUCUUUGGGUUUCGUGGUUCACAUGAUUAUUAUUAUUAUUAUGAUUAUCCACAGAAUCAACAACCCUCAGAAACACCAAUCCCACCUUAUCCCUCUCAAACGAUCAACAAUCAUUAUGAAGUACCUCCAAAUAUGUCACAUUAUAAUCACAAUUAUAAUCAAAAUUAUCAAUCCAAUCCUUACCAGCAAAAUGUUUCUCCAUGUCAACGAAUAGACGAACUAUCUGAAUGUAAUAAUGCAAUCCAUUCAUCACCCAACUCUUCUGCAUCAUCUUCCUCAUCCGGAACUUCAAACAGUUCAAUGAUGUCCAGUCCAUAUUAUAAUGAAAUUCAGGAACGAGAUAUUCCAGUUCUACCUCCUCCGCCUAUACUGAGAUGCACCAAUUCAUCUUUGUUUGAUAAAACAUCGAUUAGGGGUAAAAGUGCCCCUCCACCUCCGCCCAGGCGUAGUGAUAAAACUCGUCUCUCUGGUCGUAAUCAAUUGAGAAACUAAAUCGUCAAUCAUUUAAAAAUCUGUUGAACUUUCUCAUGUUAAAAUGUUUUCCUCUCAACCUUCAUCCAAAUUCACCCAUUCGUCCCACUUUUUUGCCUUGUCACCUAAUAUUUUCCUGCCCUGACACCUAAAUACCUCUGACAAAAAUCACUCCAAUUAUCCUAUUGUCCUUUCGUCUCUUACAACCCAGACAAUCUUAAAAGUAUUGAUGAGUUUAACUUGCAAAAAAAUGAAAACCAAGUCAAAGCAUAAAACGAAAAUUAUUAGAUAAUUUAGUGAUUUGAUACCAAAAAAAAUCAAGACAUAAUGAGAAAGCUUUGUUACUUAAUUCGAUAAUGUUUAAAGAAACGUUUCAAACUCUUAAUCCAAUCAAUAUAGAAUCUCUUUAUUAUAGAGUCAACGUUCAUAUUUGAAUCAUUUUUUACAUAUUUCCAUUUUUCCUAAUCUUGUCUUGAAUUGUUCAUUUUGAUCACUUCAGUCAUUGAACCAGGCAAUUUUAUUGAAACAAAAAUGAUGCUUACAUCCAUUUUACAUUUUAUUUACAUUUCUCUAACCUCCGGUUCAACUUUUGUACAUUUCUCAUCUUCUCUAGCUGUAAUUGAACGUCAAUUGAAUUCAAAAUUUAAAUGCAAUAAUAAAGGAUUCCAAAAUCUUGACUAAAACCUUUUGCUAAUCAGUUCUUACCUAAAUUUUUGAGUUUGAUUUCAAUUGAAUUUCAAUGUAUCAUCAAAUAAAUGAUUUUACCAAUAAAUCAUUCUUUUUCAAUUUGAUUUUGAUAAUUUUGCUUUUCAAUUAGCUUAAUAUCAGCUCAUCAAUUGACAAUAGAUGUCAAGAAGCUAAAAAACAGACCAAUUUAUGUAUAAUUCAAGCAAUUUGAAUUGUGAGGGAAUGAUUGAAGCGAAAACAAAACCAGAAUUUGGAUUAUGAAAUUAACUCAACGAUUGUUUUCAGCCAUUGAUUAAUUUUAUCACGAUUAAACAGUUAAAUGGUUCAGUUUGAAUUGAAUGUAAAUUAGCAA
Molecule: messenger RNA, 3438 nt
Organism: Tetranychus urticae (two-spotted spider mite)
Lineage: Eukaryota; Metazoa; Arthropoda; Arachnida; Trombidiformes; Tetranychidae
Biological process (GO): ERAD pathway
Cellular component (GO): endoplasmic reticulum membrane
Molecular function (GO): zinc ion binding
Source: RefSeq, a predicted model, not a curated record